GUUAUUCAGUUAGAGUCAGUCUAAGUAAAAGCUUUGUUGGAGUCAGUCUUUAUAAAAGUAUUGUUGUUGUUGUAGUUAGUUUGAAUUCGAGAUUUGUUGCGUAGGUACAUUAUGAUAAGUGAUAAGUGAAUUUAUAUAAGAUCAAUUUGUUCAACAAAACUUUGUUACUGUUUGUGAAGUGAGCUUACUGAACCUGGAAUCUGUGACAGAAGUAUCGUAGUUUUAGCGAGAACCGCCCGGGUACCAUUAAGCGAGCGAAAAAAGAAGUGCAAAACUAAACCCGUUCCCUGGAAUGGCCUCAGCUCGACAACGACCAUCAGAGAAAAAGAAAUGGACAGAUUUUUUAACAUGUCGUCAAGUACUAAACAUAAUGGUAAUAUUGGGCUUUAUGUUCAACUACAUGUUGAGAGUCAACCUGACUAUUGCAAUAGUGGACAUGGUCGAAAGCAAUACUACCUCUACAAAUUCAUCAAGAAACCAAACAGAUGAAACACGUUUCAAAUGGAAUUCUGAACAGUACAAUGCGAUUUUAGGCAGUUUCUUUUGGGGAUACGUCCUUACCGAACUCCCAGGAGGCAGAAUGGCCGAAAUAGUGGGAGCCCGUAAGAUAUUCGGAGGCGGCAUGUUGAUGGCCUCAAUUCUCACAAUACUCACACCCGCAGCGGCUUAUCUCGACUACUAUGCCAUACUGAUUUUGAGGGCCGUAUUAGGAUUCUUUUUGGGAGCUACAUGGCCUGCUAUUCAACCGAUGGCAUCUAACUGGAUUCCUCCUAUGGAAAGAUCCAAAUUUAUAGCCAAUAUGAUGGCGUCAAGCUUAGGCGCAGCACUUACUAUGCCCGUAUGCGGAUAUUUGAUUAGUACCAUAGGCUGGGAGAGUGUUUUUUACGUGACAGGAGUGGUUGGUCUUUUUUGGUCUAUUUUAUGGUUUUGUAUAAUUUACGACUCGCCCGCACAACAUCCCAGAAUAAGUGAAGAGGAACGGAGAGAGAUUGAAACAAAAAUUGCUGAUGGAGAAGGUGGAAAGAAGACAAAACCGUCUUAUGUACCUUGGAAACAAAUAUUCACAAGUUUACCAGUUUGGGCCAUUAUAAUAACCCAUGGGUGUUCUGUAUUCGGAUACUUUACAGUAGUAAAUCAAUUACCGACAUACAUGAAACAAGUUUUAGGAUUCAACGUCAAGAAAAAUGGAUUGUUUAGCAGUUUACCCUAUUUAGCAAAAUAUAUUAUGGCUAUUAUAGCAUCCUACAUAGCAGACAGAUUGCGAAAAACUGGAAAAUUAUCAACAACAGCGACCAGAAAAGUGUUCACAACUUUUGCCAUUCUAAUUCCAGCUUUCCUCAUGAUGAUCCAAGCCAUCUGGGGCAUGAAUGCUGCAUUAUCUGUAUCGGUAUUCACAAUAAGUCUGUUCUUCAAUGGCGCUGUUACAGCUGGAUAUUUAGCAAACGCCCUGGAUAUUGCACCAAACUUCUCCGGUACCAUAUUCGGCUUGGCCAAUACCUUAUCCAGUUUUGGAGGAUGGUUAUCUACGAAAAUUGUCGCCAUUUUAACCGUAGAAGUGAGCACUUUUGAAACAUGGAAAUACGUUUUCUGGAUUUUGGUAUUAACGUAUCUGUUCGGAGCAGUUUUCUAUUUAAUAUUUGGCAGUGGGAAGUUACAAAAAUGGAAUAACCCGGACGACUAUUAUGUGAACGGGAAAGAAUUGCAACCUUUGAAGAGCAAAGCUGAAAUAGAAAAGGAAAAGGAAAUUAAUGACUUAGCUUAAAUGGUUUUACAUGCAUAUCAACAAUAAUGGAAAUCUUAAGUACCCACUAUUAGUGCGUUGUAUGUAAAAUUGAACCAGUAUUACAAAAUUAUUACAUUAAAAAAGCAUUACUUGACAAAAAAAAAAUGUAGUAGGUUUAUAGCCGAAAACGAGUAAAAAAAAAUAUACUCGAUAAUUUAUUUGAUAAACAUGAAAUUUAUAGAAUUAUAAAUUAGGAUCUUCAAUAAUUAUUAUUAUGUAAUUAUAUUUUUGUUAUUGUGGUGACGAAGACAACUUUUUUUCAAUAAACAUUUUUAUUAAUUAAGU
This is a messenger RNA of Ceutorhynchus assimilis (cabbage seed weevil), 2068 nucleotides long. The record is from the annotation of a GenBank genome assembly. NCBI's taxonomy places the organism in Eukaryota, Metazoa, Arthropoda, Insecta, Coleoptera, Curculionidae.